Asterias rubens (European starfish) is the source of this 1318-nucleotide messenger RNA. Its product is annotated as immunoglobulin-binding protein 1-like. The record is from RefSeq and is a predicted model, not a curated record. NCBI's taxonomy places the organism in Eukaryota, Metazoa, Echinodermata, Asteroidea, Forcipulatida, Asteriidae. The transcript is spliced from 8 exons. Bases 1 to 1026 code for a protein of 341 amino acids. Gene Ontology annotation, molecular function: protein phosphatase 2A binding. Gene Ontology annotation, biological process: regulation of dephosphorylation; regulation of signal transduction. Gene Ontology annotation, cellular component: cytosol.
AUGGCCGAAAAGGCAGACGACGGCGCACCAAAGUUGUCUGUCAUAUUUGAAGAUUCAUGGCGAUGCCAGCAGCAGCUGCAAGAUUCUGAAAAUCCAACCAAUUCUAAAACUUACCAGGAUGCAUUGAAUGAAUGCAUUAACAAGCUAGAGACAGCUACGUUGAUGGUCAGUCAACUCAGUCUCUUCAGCUCAAAUGAAGACCUGGAUGAAAUACCAACCACAGAUAUUAGGUAUUUGCUCUUACCAGCAUUGCUAGGCAGUCUUUCCCUGCAGUUAGUGGAAGAGGACAGACUAGCUGUGGUUGAGCGUGGUAAGACGUACUACAAAGAUUUCCUUGGGAGAUGUCGACAGUACGGUGUGACCCAAGAGGAGGUACCAGACGAUACCGAGCCCGGGGUUCAGCAGCCGUCUAGAGGUCCACCUGACCUCAGAGCGAUGCAAGCCAACAGAGAGGACAAGAUACGACGAUACAAACAAUCCAAAGAGACAGAAGAGAAGUUGAAGGCACUAGGGGCGUGGUCAGAGAUCAGACAGAGACCUGAAGAUGUACAGAGAGAGUACUACAUCCUGUGCUUGAAGAAAUGGGUAAAUACAGCUAUGGAAGAAUUAGCUGGUAUCCAGCAGGAGAUUCAGAUAUUACAACACAUGGCUAGCAUGAAAGCAAGACAGAAAGAGGGAGCCAGUGCUGAGCCAGAGCCUCCAAGGGGCAAACCUAAGCAGCCAAUGAAGCCUUUCAUUCUUACCAGAGAUGCAAUACAGGCUCAGGUAUUUGGAGCUGGUUAUCCCAGUGUACCUACCAUGACGUUGGAAGAGUUCUACCAGAAGGAAAUAGCCGAGGGAAAGAUCCUACCCAACUCCAUGAAUCCAACUCCAGUCAGUGAGAGGGAAGAAGCAGAGAGGAAAGAACAGGAGAAAGAGGAGGCCAUCGAUAACGACGACCCAGAAGCACUCACCAAAGCCAGAGAGUGGGACGAUUGGAAAGACACUCACAAGAGAGGCUGUGGAAACAGAGAGAACAGGAGUUGAUGCCCACCAACAAGACAGCCAACCACCAGUAGAUGGAGAUCAACCUUGGUUAUUUAACUCCACAGAAUCCUUCUCACAGGUCGGAAGUUGUAUAAAGUUAGACACUGCUUCACGGAAAGGCAACUUCACCUUGCCUAAUAAGCAAAACCCAGGAGAAACUGUCUGGCAGACAACACACUGUGUUUUUAAAGUGUUGUGGCACUAAAAAGUUAUGUUAAACUGGACACUAUUGGUAAUUGUCAAAGACCAGUCUUCUCACUAGGUGUAUCCCAACAUAUGCAUAAAAUAACAA